Messenger RNA from Diospyros lotus (date-plum), 2998 nucleotides. RefSeq names its product probable methyltransferase PMT24. The record is from RefSeq and is a predicted model, not a curated record. Gene Ontology annotation, cellular component: trans-Golgi network; endosome; cytoplasm. Gene Ontology annotation, molecular function: methyltransferase activity. The transcript has 9 exons. The coding region runs from base 208 to 2709 and encodes 833 amino acids. Lineage: Eukaryota; Viridiplantae; Streptophyta; Magnoliopsida; Ericales; Ebenaceae.
UCACUGCUUCACCAGCCUUUUAGCUGAUCCUCUCUGGCUCUCUCUCUCAUGUGUUCUUCAAAUCAAAAGCAGCUAGGAGAGUUGCCCAAAAUCUUCUCCACUCAUAAGUUGAGUUUAAAACCCUGAUUUCCCCAUUCGGAUCAUUGACAAACUACCAUCGACCCAUAGAAAUCAGGUAUACAAUAUAAAGAAAGUGCUUCCCUGAAUAUGGCUUUAGGAAAAUAUUCCCGGGUAGAUGGGAGGAAAUCAAGUUACUGCUCAACUGUUACUGUCGUCGUGUUUGUUGGUGUUUGUUUGGUUGGAGUUUGGAUACUCAUGUCAUCAGCUGUUGUUCCUGUUCAGAAUUCAGAUUUGUCUUCUCAGAAAACUGAGAUGGAAUCGAAAAGUAAUGUAACCGAAACCUAUGCUAACCAAUUGGAAGAUGGUCCAGGUGAUAUGCCAGAGGAUGCAACAAAAGGAGACAAUAGCUUGACAGACAAUCUGGAUAAGAGAAAAUCAGACGAUGAUAGUCAGGGCUUACCUGAGAAAGAGCUGGAGAAGACAAUUGAGGUGGAGGGAACCCAAGAGAAAUACAUGGAGAGCAUUGAAGCAAAGUCUGAAACUGAAGAGGAAAUGAAGAGAGGGUCUGAGAAUGAUGGAGCUGGAAACAAGGAAGCGGACUCCAAUUCAUACGGAGAAUCCAAUUUAGGAGAUGAAGAUUCCAGUUCAGGAGUUAGCAAGAUAAGAGAAGAAGCCAAUGAAGUGAAGGCCAGUGGGCAGUCAGAAUUGGAGGAAAGCCAAAAUGAGGAUCAUUUGAAUUUGGAUGAUAACGUGAAGAAACCUACAGAGCAAAACACAGAGGAAAGAAAACGUGAUUAUAAAGUUGAAGGUGAGACUCAUGAGAAAAUUGAGGAAAAUCAAGAUAAGGAUUCUGUUGAAAGCCUUCCUGAAACCAAGAUGGAAGAUGAGGCAAAAGAUCCAAGCUCAAAUGAUAUGUUCUCUGCUGGAUCCCAAUCUGAGAUUUUGAAUGAGACUUCCACCCAGAAUGGACCUUGGUCAACUCAAGCGGCAGAGUCUGAGAAUGAGAAGGAAUUGCAAAAGUCUGUUCCGUUGAAAGAUAUCAAAAAGUACAAAUGGAAACUUUGUAAUGUCACUGCUGGGCCAGACUAUAUUCCUUGUCUUGACAACGUGCAGGCUAUCAGAGAACUUCCGAGCACUGCACACUUUGAACAUCGAGAGAGGCACUGUCCUGAUGAAGCUCCAACCUGCCUUGUUCCUCUGCCAGAAGGAUACAAAAAACCAGUUAGAUGGCCAAAAAGCAGGGAACAGAUAUGGUACCGUAAUGUUCCCCACACAAAGCUUGCAGAAGUUAAGGGGCAUCAAAAUUGGGUUAAAGUCACUGGAGAUUACCUUACUUUUCCUGGUGGUGGGACCCAGUUUAAGAAUGGGGCUCUUCAUUAUAUUGAUUUCAUCCAGAAUUCUCUUCCUGAAAUUGCUUGGGGUAAACAAAGCCGUGUCAUCCUGGAUAUUGGGUGUGGGGUGGCCAGCUUUGGUGGAUAUCUUUUUGAAAGAGAUGUACUUGCAAUGUCAUUUGCUCCCAAGGAUGAGCAUGAAGCACAAGUGCAAUUUGCACUUGACAGGGGGAUCCCAGCUGUAUCAGCAGUUAUGGGUACCAAGAGGCUACCCUUUCCCAGUAAGGUCUUUGACAUUGUCCAUUGUGCCAGGUGUAGAGUCCCUUGGCAUGUUGAAGGUGGCAAACUUCUCUUGGAAUUGAAUCGUCUUUUGAGACCUGGUGGAUACUUUGUGUGGUCUGCUACUCCUGUUUAUAGAAAGGGGCCUGAAGAUGCUGGGAUUUGGAAAGCUAUGUCUAGACUGACAAAGUCAAUGUGCUGGGAUCUCAUGAGCAUUAAGAAAGAUAAAUUGAAUGAAGUUGGUGCAGCUAUAUACAGAAAGCCAACUUCCAAUGAGUGCUAUGAUGAAAGACCCAAAAAUGAGCCUCCAUUGUGCCAAGAAUCUGAUGACCCAGAUGCAGCAUGGAAUGUACCACUUCAGGCAUGCAUUCACAAGGUGCCGGUGAGUGCGUUAGAGCGUGGAUCACAGUGGCCGAAACAAUGGCCACUGAGGAUAGAGGAAGUACCCUACUGGUUAAAACGUUCUCAGGUUGGAGUUUAUGGCAAACCAGCUCCAGAUGACUUCGCUAAGGACUUUGAGCACUGGAAACAUGUUGUAUCCAUGUCAUAUUUGAAUGGUUUAGGAAUCAGCUGGUCUUCGGUGAGGAAUGUAAUGGACAUGAAAGCUGUAUAUGGAGGGUUUGCUGCAGCACUUAAAGACCUGAAAGUGUGGGUUAUGAAUGUAGUUCCAAUCGAUUCUCCAAACACACUUCCAAUAAUAUAUGAGCGCGGGUUAUUUGGGAUGUAUCAUAAUUGGUGUGAAUCAUUCAGUAGUUACCCCAGAACUUAUGAUCUUCUUCAUGCAGAUCACCUCUUCUCUGAUCUCAAGAAAAGCUGCAAACUACCAGUGAUUGCAGAAGUUGAUAGGAUUCUGAGGCCAGAAGGACACUUGAUUGUACGGGAUGAUGUUGAAACCUUAGCUGAGGUGGAGAGCUUGGCCACAUCUCUACACUGGAAGGUUCGAUUAAGAUACUCAAACGAGAAUGAGGGAUUGCUAUGUGUUCAAAAGACAUUUUGGCGUCCCACGGAGUCGGAGAUAAUUAUGUCAGCUAUUGCAUAAGCACCAUGCUUCAAUUUGACGCACUCACCUUUUUUUGGCUGCUGUACUGGGUAUUGUUUGCCUUUUCAAACGGCCUUUUUAUUUUAAGUAUGUAACUACAACAUUUCUUAUCAAUCUGUAUUAAUUUAUCUUGAGCUGGUCAAUCUAUUCCUAUAAUACGCCUCUGCUUUGUCAAGAUAUUUACAUUUUUUGCUCCCAAGAAUCUGAGGGAAUAAGCUCAGAUUGAAAUGUAAAAUUACACUAUAGCAUUGUAUACAGCAAUAAAUUUUAAAUUCUAUUAUUUGCUUCA